Messenger RNA from Scophthalmus maximus (turbot), 6127 nucleotides. It is a transcript of the gene ripor2, whose product is annotated as RHO family interacting cell polarization regulator 2. The transcript has 22 exons. Lineage: Eukaryota; Metazoa; Chordata; Actinopteri; Pleuronectiformes; Scophthalmidae. The record is from RefSeq and is a predicted model, not a curated record. Bases 530 to 3646 code for a protein of 1038 amino acids.
CACUGCUGGGGGCCACAAUGACUCCACGAGCUUAAUUCAUGCGCACGGGUCUCGCGCAAAAGGAAAUCGCGCGUGCACGCGCAAACCCGCCACUCACACAGAGGGGGUGGGGGGAGUUGAGGGCACAAAAGCAGAGUGGCCCCGCCCUCCCUGUGACACCCGCGGCCCUCUCAUUGGCUCGCCAUUGUUCGGGCGGAGCGCUGCGAAACAGCAGCUGCGGGCAGGGAGAGCGGGCGCCGUGUCUCGCCGGAGACGGUCGCUGCGUCGGUUCAUCGCGGGGAAAACAACCGUCGAACACGCGUCGCGCGGUUCACCCUCUGAGAGAUUCUUUCUUUUCUUUUCUUUUCUUUUUUUUUACUUGCACCUUUAGACAGCAGCAAGAAUUCUGCAUGCAAAACAUUCUCUCUCUUUUUUCCUUCCGUUUUUUUACGCAUGGAUGGAGAGGCGCAGGUAGACGGACACGGGCGCCGCUGAAGGGACACUUCGCGUGAAGUUUCGGAGGGGGGUGUCUUCCCACGUCCCAGAGAUCAUGGCGGCCGGCACCCACUCCCCCGGUGGGCCCAAUGGCAUAAUCCGGAGUCAGUCCUUCGCUGGCUUCAGCACGCUGCAAGAACGCCGCUCGCGGUGCAACUCCUUCAUGGGGAACUCUGCAGUGCAGAAGAAGCCCCAGUCCAAGCCCAAGAAGCCUCACCUGUCAGGACACAAGGGAGGCAGCAGCUCCAGAGACCCGCAGCCCAAAAGACUGGAGGAGGUUUACACCGCACUCAGACAAGGCCUGGAUGAGUAUCUGGAAGUUCAUCAAACAGAGCUGGACAAACUCAUGUCUCUGAUGAAGGACAUGAAGAGGAACUCUCGCCUGGGAGUGCUGUACGAUCUUGACAAGCAAAUCAAAACCAUUGAGCGGUACAUGAGACGUCUGGAGUUUCACAUGAGCAAGGUGGAUGAGCUGUACGAGGCGUUCUGCAUCCAGAGCCGUCUGAGGGAAGGCGCCAGCCGAAUGAAGCAGGCCUUCUCCUCCUCUCCCUCCACGAAAGGCACCAAGGAGAGCAUCGCAGAGGUCAACCGUCGGUACAAGGAAUACACUGAGAACAUGAGCACAUUCGAGGGGGAACUGGAGAACCUGCUUGGGGAGUUUCAUAUCAAAAUGAAAGGAUUGGCAGGCUUUGCAAGACUCUGUCCAGGAGACCAGUAUGAGAUCUUCAUGCGUUACGGUCGUCAGAGGUGGAAGCUGAAGGGGAGGAUUGAAGUGAACUCCAGACAGAGUUGGGAUGGAGACGAGAUGAUCUUCAUGCCUCUCAUCACUGACCUCAUCAACAUCAAGGUGACCGAGCUUAAGGGCCUGGCCAAUCACAUGCUGGUGGGCAGUGUGAUCUGCGAGACCAAGGAGCUGUUUACCGCCAUGCCUCAGGUGGUGGCUGUGGACGUCAACGACCUGGGGACCAUUAAACUCAACCUGGAGGUCACGUGGUACCCCUUCGAUGUCGAGGAUCUGACUCUGUCGUCGGGCAACGUGAGCAAAGCCACAGCUCUCCAGAGACGGGUGUCGAUAUACAGCCAGGGAACGCCGGAGACGCCCACCUUCCAGGACACCUCCUUCUUUUCCACUUUACCAGAUGAAGUCUUUGAAAAUGGCGGCUGUGGCCUGGCUGAAUGCAAACGUCUCUCCUUCGCCUUCUCCGACACCUCUGGUUCCACGCCCAGCCCCAGCCCCGCCCCAAGCUCCCACUCCCACAGCCAGUCCAACCCAGAGAUCACCGUCACUCCGCCAGAAACAGAACCAUUACCUACACAAAUCCUCCCUACAAGAGAGGACUCCAUCGCAGAGGAGCAUUUAGUGGAGGAAGAGGAGGAGGAAUAUGAAGAGGAUGGGGAGACGGGUAGUAGAGGAAGUAGGGGCACCAGUGGCAGCCUCGCCAGUGAUGAAGCUGACGUGGCAGAGGACUCGGAGUGGGAGCGCACAGAGUCCCAGCGAAAUUCUGGUUCCAACUGUGGUUCAGCUGCCCUGUCCUUGUGUUCUGACGGCCACCUGUCUACAGUGGCUCCAGAAGAUGUUUUCCUGGAUCAUGCUGACGAACUGAAACCUGUAGAACUGGACACGGAGGAGGCCGGAAGCCUGACCCGGCAGCUUGUGAAAAGGCUGACGUCUUCUGAAAUCAUGCCACCCGUCGGGAGCUCUACUGAGGGUGGAGGGAGCCUGAGCUGGGCCGGAGAGGGGAGCAGGGCCUUCCUGGAGAGCAGCCUGGAGGAGGCCAUCCACAGCCUGCUGAUGAGGCUGGAGUCACUGACUCACCGCUGCCGAGAACUGCAGGACCUGGAACAGGAAGUGAUGCGCCUGGAGGACCUGCUCAAGUGUCGUCUCCCGGGCCACAGGAGCCGAUCAUCCAGCCUCAGCCUGACGGUGGAGAGCGCCCUGGAGAGCUUUGACUUCCUCAACACGUCUGACUUCGAUGACGAGGACACUGGAGACGACAGUGCCGUCCUCGGCAUCCCCCCACAGAGGUCUCCGCUUUUUGAUGCAGAUGGAGAGAGGAUCGGGGGCCAGCAUCCAGAGGCCAGAGGACACCUGAGCGAAGCCCUGACAGAAGACACCGGGGUGGGCAACAGCGUUGCCGGAAGCCCCCUGCCACUUACAACUGGAAACGAGAACCUGGACGUGGCCAUCGUCAUCCACCUGCAGUACUGUAAUCACCUCAUACAGUUGUUGACGAACGGGGCAGGGGGGUGGCAGCGUCGCAGUCUGCUCCUCAAACUGUCGGCACAGACUCAGCUGUUAGAAGAACUGGCAGAGAUCAGUGUGGACAGACUUGGAGCGAUUACAUCUGCCGCCGAUGUUCUCCCGGGCCUCGCAGAGCGCCCAGAGCUGAUGACUCUGUGGUCCGAGUGCAGCGGGUCUGCAGGACUUUUCCACACCACACUGGACAGAGUGUUCAAACACAUGAACCAGCUCUACACAACAGUGCUGCAGGAGAGACACCCACACAGCGCUGACACGGUGAUUGGUGUCGUAGUGGGUGAGAUGGUUGACAGGAGCGACCUGGUGACUUCACAAAGUCCUCCUGCCGCUGCUCUGUCCCAGGACGUCCUGACCGUGUUUCAGUUCCACAACUACAUCCUGCAACAUGAGGUUCAGGACAUGGAGACACACCUGCUCCACCUGGCCAGAGAAGACGUGUUCGUGGAGGCUCUGUGCAGUGGGGACCAUUCUCGGUGUCUCGCGGAGCUGGAGGUGGUGCCUGUGUCGUCCCUGUGGCCUAAAAACUGCACCCUCGGGGCCCUGGCCUCCCUGCUCACUGCAGACGACCCUCAGGUCAACAAGGUCGCAGCUGACUACCUCUCCUCUGGGGCAUCGCACGGCUACUUCAGGACCAGGGCUGUGGAGUGCUACACCCAGGCCCUGUCGGAGGCUGGAGGUCAGAGCCAGAGGGCGGCUUGUUCAGCUCUCAGCCGUCUGCAGGCUGUGGAGAGCAUCAAGGCGGUGGUGGCGCUGUGCGAUUCAGCUGAUGAGGAGCUUCGCCACGUCGCCAUAGAAACACUGCUCACAUUUGGUGAGGAGGGACGACUGGCAUAUGAGCAGCUGGACACUGUGCCGGGGGAAAUGAUCCGUCUGGGCACAAGACGAGGAAACGCCGUCACCACGGCCUUCUGAGACGUCGCUCCACUUCCGAAGAGAUGACGCAUCACACAUCCGAGGACAGCAACGCCUCCUCGGCGUGACGCCGCGCUGCACACCAUGCCACCUGGGCUGUUGAUUAUUGAUCAGUUUAUUGAUCUGCUUAUCGGAAGACACUAAAGGAUCUGCACCCCCGUCUGAUUGGAUCACUGUUCUUACUGAUACUGCCUCCUAAAAGGAACUAACACCAAACAGAUUGUCUUAACCACCAAGACACACAACCUAUACCCCUCCUGCAUACGAAAACGCACGCACACACACACACACACACACACACACACGCAAUGCUUGUUCCAUCACCCCACUCCCGCACACCCCCCUCCCUGCUUUCUGAGCCAGGCACACAGGUCACAUUAAGUUUGAACUUGAGCACAGAUUUGACUGGACACAAAACCAGUGAAAGCUACAAAACAGACUGGAAAACUGGAAACUAACCAACGCAUCUUCACACUGCACACAACCUGUCGACUCACUACCCAACAAUGCACAACUUAUUCACUGGUUAACUAUCACCCUUUGCUGUUGCAGUGUCAGUUGUGUCACGCAAUAUAAUAACUAUGAUCUUUGUGUUAUCACUGUCUAUCUCAAGUUCCAGUUGCAUCAGAGAUGUCUUUGACGCUUUCAGAAGAUUUGCACUGUUGUAAUGCGUGUAAAUAUGGCAUAUAUAUUUACACAGCCGGUGUAAUAUUUAUGUACGGUUCUAUUCAAAAUGUAUUUUUCAGUUGUUUUCUAGUACGUUCCAUUUUGAGUUUCAGGGAUUCUCCUUUGGUCAAAGGUUUGUUUUGUGGUGGGUAGUACCACUGAUGAGAUGAGAGAGUGAGGUAAAGUGGUGAAGGAGCAGUUUACAGUGCCGAGACAGAUUUGACCUCAGUCGUGUUUUAAUCGUGGAGAAAAAGGACAAAAUUCGGAUAGUGAGAGAUAGCUGAGAGUGAACCUAGGGCGCUGAGUUUUUUCUCAUACUUGCAGUCGAACAAGUGCAAUUUUUCUGUACAUAGCUGACACAAGAAGACAUUUGCUAACGUCAGCCUUUUGACCAUCUGAGCCUUGAUGUGGUCGAGCAGGCGGGUUCCACAAAAACUGCUCUUUUGUAAAUGUAUUUUUCCUACCAGGUACGGAGCCAGUCGAUGGCAAUAAAUUUUAAGUUCAAGGAGCCUGAGAAUGCACUUUCUCAGUAACCGUACAGGCCUGAUCAUCCUUUAGGGCAUAGUACAGGUGUUGCCUUGGUUCUGGCUAAAUGCACAUUCAUACAGUAUGUGAGCGAAUAGCAGGACGAGGAACGAAGCUUUUUCUACGAGGAAGGUGCAGAUUGAAGUUUUCUGUUUGGUUCGUCUCGGGUCUCCUUAGUUUCCCUGCAUCCUGACCCAGGAACGCUGACCCGAGUUCUUAAUCUAAUUUUGACUUUUUCUCAUUGUAACUGUACUACUGAGUCCAGUGAGACAUUAAAACUUACAUUUGUUGUCACAUCUUAUUUAUUAUUUACUCCUUGUUAUUUUAAUAUGCUUUGGAAGUUUAACUGUUAUAGUGCAGGUGACAUUAUGUAAAUAUUUGUUCUAUUUUGAAUCAGGUCUAGGAUUUGAAAUAUAGUUGGUUUAAUAAAGGUCGCCAUGUUAUUACCAUGCAACGGAUCGUAUGCUUAACUUAAAAUUGGAGUUUAUUUUGAAAUAAUUAUAUUAUAUUGAUUAUUAUUUUGGAGAGAUUUGCGCAUAGUCUAAUAGUGUUAUAGAUUUCUUUUCCCUAAUUGGUCCCAAACAAAAUGGGAUAUUAUAUAUAGGAAAUAUUUCUUUAUGACUUAGAAUUACUGUAACCAAAGGAAGAAUUCAUUUUAAAAUUGUCCUUUAUUAAAAUCUCAUAAUUCAUCUUGGAGAAUGUAUUUUCAAUACAACAUUGGCAUUUUGGCCAGGAUGCUCACUUUUCUUUAGAAGCACAACUUAAAAAACGAGACAAACCCAUGACAUAUGAAUCUAGCUACAUUAGUCCAAAAGCCAUAUUGAUUAAAAACAGGUGGUAAUAUUUCUAUGAAAUGUAUUUUUUCUUUUGUAUUAUCUGUAAAUGUGUGAAGUUACUAAAUCUGACUUUUUUUUUCUAUACAACCUUUUGCAAAACAUGGUCCAUGUUUUUAGUACAGUUACAGUAUUUUGAUCUAGUAUCUAAUUCACCCACUCAUUCAGUGUUGAUUUUGUCUUUUUACAAACUUGGUUAAAGUGUUACAAAGUUGAUUUGAAUGAUCGUUUCCUAAUCACUAAAGUACAAGUUGGCAAAAAUGUGCAUGUUUAAUCAUCAGGAAACUGCUUUUAAGAAUAACUUUGUACACUUUUGUUUAAAAAUUGAUCUUGAUCCAUCUCUGGUCAGUAGCUUCUGUACUCAUCCGGUUAGUUGCAUACUAUUCUCCAUUGUGGUUAGCAGCGUUUACUCUGCUCAUCAGAAGUUGCAAUAAAUUUUAUUUUUGCAUAAUUGAAA